Molecule: messenger RNA, 2546 nt
Organism: Aethina tumida (small hive beetle)
Lineage: Eukaryota; Metazoa; Arthropoda; Insecta; Coleoptera; Nitidulidae
Gene: CngB
Product: cyclic nucleotide-gated cation channel beta-1
Exons: 8
Coding region: 14-2200 (728 amino acids)
Biological process (GO): monoatomic cation transmembrane transport
Cellular component (GO): plasma membrane; intracellular cyclic nucleotide activated cation channel complex
Molecular function (GO): protein-containing complex binding; intracellularly cAMP-activated cation channel activity; intracellularly cGMP-activated cation channel activity
Source: RefSeq, a predicted model, not a curated record
ACCACUCUCAGAAAUGGAAAACAUUUACCACCGCUUCAAAAAGAGCAUGGUUUAUCCCGAAAGAUUCAGUCUUAACCAAGUAAGUGGCAAACCUAUGGCCAGAUCUUCAUCUUCAUGGUGCGAUUCAAACAUGGAACGGAACCACGUAAUAAGAUUAGUGUCUUCAAAUCCAUCAGCCACCCCACAAAGUAACGGAACGGUUGAGGACAAUUUUGGUGAACCAAUCCACGAUAAUCAACCAGUUCUUCCAGCUUUGCCGAAAAGCAGCCCCAGUUUAAAUGGUAACAAAACAAUAAGUGACAAUAGUGACAGAGUUAACUCUGCUUCAUCCAGCUCGUCUAAUGCGAACGCCAACCAACAGUUUAUUCAAGACAGAAUAAGGCAUUUGGUGUCCGCCUUUUCGUCCAGAGCUCAAGCCGCGAGAGAAAAAAUCGACGCUCCUGCCACCCCAUCAUCAAUCAGCAGCAGAGAAACUAUAGAGCACACACCUGUGCCACUAAAACCCAAACCCAGCAUCUCAUUCUCGGAUAAAUACAUCGAAGAUGAUGAAAUCAUCUUUAAAGGACGAUCGUUAUUAAGGAGAUUAGAUGAGAAAAUCAUCGACCCCAACGGUAAAACAUAUAUGACCUGGAUGUCAUUCGCGGCGAUGGCCGUGCUGUACAAUGCAUGGGUAAUCCCCUUGAGGAGCACGUUCCCUUACCAAACAAAGGAUAAUAGAGCUAUAUGGAUGACGUUCGAUUAUAUAGCCGAUUUUAUUUACAUUGUCGAUAUGAUUAUAAUACAGCCGAGGGUUAAAUAUUUGAACGAAGGGUUCUGGGUCACGGAAAGGCGGUCGCUUAGGAUGAAUUACAUCAAAAACAAACAUUUCAAGCUGGACCUAAUAUCCCUAACACCCUUGGAUUUACUUUACUUCCUGCUUGGCCCAGAGUUCGUAAUACUGCGCUUUCCACGUUUCUUCAAGAUGCACACUUUCUGGGAAUUUUUCAGCUACGUAGACAAACUUCUAGCCAAUCCCUACGUCAUAAGAAUCACCAGAACUCUGAUGUACAUGAUGUACUUAAUCCACCUCAAUGCUUGUGCUUAUUAUGCCUUCUCUGACUGGGAAGGAAUUGGCACUAAUAACUUCGUAUACAGCGGAAACGGAAGUGCCUAUAUCAAAUGCUUUUAUUUUGCCACCAAAACUGCGACCUCCAUAGGAAAAAAUCCUAAGCCGACGCAAGAAAUAGAAUACAUGUUCAUGACGUUCUCGUGGUUGAUGGGUGUCUUUGUUUUUGCUCUGUUAAUUGGUCAAAUACGAGAUAUUUUCUCGACAGCUCAAAGAUCCAAGACUGAAUAUAGGAAACUGGUGGACGAAACAUUGGAAUACAUGCGUAGAUUGAAUCUGCCACAAGAUAUGCAACGAAGGGUGCAAUUAUGGUUUAAUUACACAUGGGAGACUCAACACACCCUUGACGAAAAUACAAUAAUGGACUGUCUGCCGCACAAAAUGAAAACUGAUAUUGCAAUUAAUGUGCACAUACAAACUUUAAGCAAAGUGAAACUCUUUGCUGAUUGUGAUGAGGCAUUACUUAGGGAACUAGUUCUUCAGCUCAAGUCGGUUAUUUAUUUGCCAGGUGAUAUAGUUUGUAAGAAAGGGGAUGUUGGAAAAGAAAUGUACAUAAUCCAGUCAGGAAAAGUACAAGUAAUCGGUCUCAAACAGGAUGAAGUCCUGGCAACCCUAUCAGAAGGAUCAGUGUUUGGUGAAAUCAGUCUGCUUGGCAUUCCUGGGAUGAACAGGAGAACUGCAGACGUUCGAUCACAAGGUUAUUCAAAUUUAUUUGUCCUAAGUAAGGCAGACUUAAAUGCUGCCUACCCGGAAGCUCAAGACCUACUGAACAAGAAAGCCAAACAACUGAUGAAGAAAAACGCGGCACUGGAAAGGAAACACAACGCCAUGAUUAUUAUAAACAAUCCAACUUCUCCAGAAAAGCAAGCCAAACUGCUGGAAACUGUUCUGAAAGUCUUGCCUCCCGAUUCUAAAACCAACAGAUUGUUGAGGUUUGGAAGCAGGAUGAAACCUCGAGGGAAUCCUGAGAACGACAUUUUUAAAUACAGAAACAGCUUACCGACCAUUCGAAGAAAUUACGAUGAUGAUGAUGAUGAUGAUGAAGACGACAGAACUUUCCAGGCUAAAGUUACAGUUCAUAGAACUUUAAGUUAGAUUGAUUAAGAUAAUUUCAUAUUUGGUUAAACGGUAUUUACCUAAUUUUUAAGACUGAUUAUUUAAUCAAUUUAUAUUUUGUAUUAGAUGGAUAGUAAAUUAUACAAUGUUAUAGUUAAAAUUUUAGAACUGAUUUAGAUUUAUAUAUUGUUUAUUAAAAAAAGGACCAGCCCAAGUAGUGAGAAGAAUAAUGUAAUAAUGGACUGUUCUCAUUUCAAUUUAAAAAGGGCAUAUAUGUAAAUUUAUAAAGGGAAUAUAUUCAUAAUAAAUUUUACAAAAUGUGUAGAAUAAUAUAUGUUACUAUUUUUGAAAGCAAUUGAUUAUAAUAUUUUAAUAAUUAUAUAAA